CUCAGCUGGGACAGCCCAAGAUCCACCUAUUUCAAGCUCAAUCAUCCCAAUGGAUCUUGAAUUUGGCUUGCACUGAAGAAAAGAAGAACAAGAGAUGGCAUUACUUCUCUGGAUUGCAUUUUGGGGCCUCAUCUGGAUGUCAGGAACUGAUGAGAUUUCUCCUGUUUUGCCAAAUUGUUCAGAAGCAAAGGAGGACUCCCUUCUUCCUUCAGUUAACAGGACUGUGUGUGGAAGAAGCCAACAUCUAAGAAGUGGUGGUUUGCAUAUGAUUAAACUGAACACUACGCACCAUCCCACUGGACUCUUGAAUGUUUCACAUAAUACUCGACAUCGUCCAUGUGAACAUACAAAGGGCUUUCUGACAUGCUUAUUACAAGAUCGUCUGCUUGCUCGUUUCAUUAUCUUCAUCUUCAUGCUUUGGCUUUUUGGGAACAGAACCAUUUUCUUCCUUCUCCUUUUCCGUAUUAAGAAGAAUUUCUUCACUGUCUACAUCUGGAACUUAGCUGUAGCUGAUUUCAGUGCCCUCUUAGUUUUGUGCAGUAUCUUCAUAUUCUUUUGCACUUGUGAGGAUUCAAGCGAUGCCUUUGUUAAGUUGUUUCUAUUACUGGCAUACUUAUUUCUCUUCAUGCAAGGUACUAGCAUGCACUUCCUAAUGUCUAUCAGCAUUGAUUGGUGUUUGGUUGUCCUCUUCCCAAUUUGGUACCAAUGCCACUGUCCUAAAUAUUUGUCUGUGCUUCUAUCUGCCAUUUUGUCUGUUCUUCUCUGGGCUAUGUCUUGCUGGCUAUUAUUGCUUUUUGAUUUGGGAGCUGACCCACAGACAAUCAUUAUCCUCUCUUUGAUGAUCUUUGCUCCGCUAAUGGUCAUCUCCACUCAGACACUGCUCAUCAAGAUUUGGUGUAACUUAUGUGAGCAAGGAAAACUCUGCACAGAAAUUUUGCUUGGGAUGUUUUUCUCCCUUGUUACUUGGGCACCCUUGAAUUUGUUCUUUGCCUUGCAACAUGAUUUUACAACCAUCUCCUCAUUGGCUUUUGUGUUCACUUCUCUGAGUGGCACCAUCAAUCCUGUACUUUAUAUCCUCAUUGGCCAAAUACUUCUGUCUGAUUCAGAAAGUCUAAUGUUGCCCUACAGGUGGUUUUCAAGGAGGAGAGGCAAUAUCCAUUAA
This is a messenger RNA of Rhineura floridana, 1162 nucleotides long. RefSeq names its product proto-oncogene Mas-like. Gene Ontology annotation, cellular component: membrane. The record is from RefSeq and is a predicted model, not a curated record. The transcript has 3 exons. Lineage: Eukaryota; Metazoa; Chordata; Lepidosauria; Squamata; Rhineuridae. Gene Ontology annotation, molecular function: G protein-coupled receptor activity. The coding region runs from base 95 to 1162 and encodes 355 amino acids. Gene Ontology annotation, biological process: G protein-coupled receptor signaling pathway.